UUUUUCUUUAUCCAGGGUGCUGCUGGAGGGCGUUCACUUGGAUCCAUGGCUGCGUUCAGGUUUGAGUUACUGCUGGCGGUAGUCUACCUGAUUGGGACGCUACUGCUGGCGUCAGCCCGGGGAUGGCAACCGAUCGACGAAACUCAGCUCCUUAAUAUGUACGCGACGGGAGGGUGGGUUAAACCAGACAUCGUUUCAGGUGACAGUCACCUUGAUGACCGUGACGAAGGGAUUCCUGAAUAUGCGCUUCCUGAAACUGAAGGUGGUGCCAGCAGCAAUCCUUUUGCUAACCAUGGAUUCCAGGAGGCCGCAGACUCCAGUCAAAGUAACUGGGCCAGUGGUUCUGGUUCUUCUGGGGUGGAAUUUGUAGACAGUGGAUUUGAGUUGGAAUUUGAAGAUGCCCCUCCAAGGAGCUGGACCAGUGCUACAGACAGCAGAUUCGAGGUGGACUUUGAAGAUACCCCUCCAAGUAGCUGGACCAGUGGUACAGACGGUGGAUUUGAGGUGGACUUUGAAGAUGCCCCUCCAAGGAGCUGGACCAGCAGUAUAGACGACGGAUUCGAGGUGGAAUUUGAAGAUGCCCCUCCAAGGAGCUGGACCAGCAGCACCAGUCGGAGCUCUUCUGAACUAGAUGUGGUGUGCAGUGACUUUGGCUUCCAAAUUACUCUGCCAAGUGGUCCAUUAAGUGAGGUUAAGAUUUUGGGGUCAAAUGAGCUGCUGUCUGUCACAGAUGCUCCAGCAUCUUGUGGGUAUAAAGUUAACUCUUUGAAGAACACACUGACCGUACCUUUUACUGGGUGCCAUGUGAAACCUGGGGGUGGCUGUUAUGCUAACAGCUACAGUGUGCAGCUGUUGUACGUUGAUGAUUUUGAUCAGACACAAGUUGCUACCGCAUCUUGUGAGGGAGGGAAAGGGAAGUUUAACCGUGGCCUGCUCCCUCGUGCCCAACCCGCUUUCAAGUGCAGUCCAACCCCACCACCAACCCCAUCAAAGGCACAAAAUUGUGCUGUAACUGCUGGGGAGCGUGUGACUUGUGGUUCGUCGGGUAUCUCGUCCUCAGACUGUGAGAAGAUGGGAUGCUGUGUGGACUUGUCUACAUCUGCCUGCUACUUCCCACUCGAUGAGUGCACAGGCGAUCAUCACUUUGUUUUUGCUAUUCGUUACAACUCUGCAUCCAUCCCUGUGGACCCCACCAAGCUUGUUAUUCCUGGGAAUGCAAACUGUAAACCAGUCCUUGUAAAUGACAAGGUUGCCAUCUUUAAGUUCAAAAUUACAGAAUGUGGAACACGUGUUUAUGAUGUUGGUGAGACAAAGGUCUAUCUGGCUGAAGUGCAGACUAUUGUCAAAGCUCUGAACCUCAAGUAUGGUGUAAUUACAAGAAGCAGUCCACUCAGGUUCAUGGUUGAAUGCCGCUACAGCAAAACAGGUGCUGCUCAGCAGUCAAUGGCCACUGUUGGCGUCAUGGUUAAAACCCCAACUUCCAUCUUGCCAACAUCUGUCUCCUCUGCUGGAUUGUUUGCUGUUCAACUGAGAAUUGCUAAAGAUAACACCUACUCAAGCUACUUGCCCACUUACCAUCAGCCCUUGCGACUGCUCCUUGGCAAACCAGUUUAUCUUGAACUAAGGCUGAAGUCUCCAAAACCAGAUGCAGUAAUUCUUGUCAAUUACUGUUUAGCUUAUCCUCGUUCUGCAAAAAAUGCACUGGUGCUUAUCUAUGAAGGGUGUAGGAACCCAUAUGAGCCAAAUGUAUCCAUCCUUCAAGUGAGUGGCUCUCCCAAAAAUCGCCACCAGAGGCGCUUCAUGGUCACAGCCUUCCAGUUUAUGGAGCAAACAACAAACAAGUACCUUGAUGAAGAAAUCUAUUUCAUGUGCUCUGCAGAGGUUUGUAGGCCAACAGAAAAGACGUGUGAAGAACGGUGCUUUGAUGGAAAAGCACCAUAAGGACUUGCUGGAGACUUGAAGAUUAACUGCAAAUAAAUUCAGCAUUUUAUGAAA
Messenger RNA from Larimichthys crocea (large yellow croaker), 1995 nucleotides. RefSeq names its product zona pellucida sperm-binding protein 4-like. The coding region runs from base 46 to 1941 and encodes 631 amino acids. Gene Ontology annotation, molecular function: acrosin binding; structural constituent of egg coat. NCBI's taxonomy places the organism in Eukaryota, Metazoa, Chordata, Actinopteri, Sciaenidae. The record is from RefSeq and is a predicted model, not a curated record. Gene Ontology annotation, cellular component: egg coat. The transcript is spliced from 12 exons. Gene Ontology annotation, biological process: binding of sperm to zona pellucida; prevention of polyspermy.